Messenger RNA from Odocoileus virginianus texanus, 2366 nucleotides. RefSeq names its product multiple inositol-polyphosphate phosphatase 1 (gene MINPP1). The record is from RefSeq and is a predicted model, not a curated record. Gene Ontology annotation, molecular function: acid phosphatase activity; inositol phosphate phosphatase activity. Lineage: Eukaryota; Metazoa; Chordata; Mammalia; Artiodactyla; Cervidae.
GUACGUCACCCUCCGCGGGUCGCAGCGCACCAUGCCCCGCUGCCCGUGCAGCCUCGUCAGGGUCUCCGCAACGCCCGUCGCGGCCCUGGCUGUGGCGUUAGUCUCGUCGCUCUCUCGCUGCUCCCUCCUGGAGCCGGAGGACAGUGUGGUCUCCGCGCUCAGCCCCUACUUCGGCACCAAGACUCGCUACGAGGAUGCCAACCCCGGGCUACUGCCGGACCCUGAAGCGCCGCGGCGGGACCCGGAGUUGUUAGAGGAGACCUGUACCCCAGUGCAACUGGUCGCCCUCAUCCGCCAUGGCACCCGCUACCCGACGACCAAACAGAUUCGCAAGCUGCGGCAGCUGCACGGGCUGCUGCAGGCCCGCGGGGCCAAAGAUGACCGGACCCGCGCUGCCGGCCGCGGAGACCUGGGCGCCGCGCUGGCCGACUGGCCGCUGUGGUACGCGGACUGGAUGGACGGGCAGCUGGUGGAGAAGGGGCGGCAGGACAUGCGACAGCUGGCCCUGCGCCUAGCCUCCCUUUUCCCAGCGCUCUUCAGCCAGGAGAACUACGGCCGCCUGCAGCUAGUCACCAGCUCCAAGCACCGCUGCGUGGACAGCGGCGCCGCCUUCCUGCAGGGGCUCUGGCAGCACUACCACCCGGGGUUACCGCCACCCGACGUCGCAGAUAUGGAGUGUGGACCUCCAAGAAUUAAUGAUAAAUUAAUGAGGUUCUUUGAUCAUUGUGAGAAGUUUUUGACUCAAGUGGAAAGGAAUGCUACUGCUCUUUAUCAUGUAGAAGCCUUCAAAACUGGACCAGAAAUGCAGAACAUUUUACAGAAAGUUGCGGAUAUUUUGCAAGUGCCAGUCAACAACUUAAAUGCAGACUUAAUUCAAGUAGCUUUUUUCACCUGUUCCUUUGACCUGGCAAUUAAAGGUGUUAAAUCUCCUUGGUGUGAUGUUUUUGACAUAGAUGAUGCAAAGGUUUUAGAAUAUUUAAAUGAUCUGAAGCAAUAUUGGAAAAGAGGAUAUGGGUAUACUAUUAACAGUCGAUCCAGCUGCACCCUGUUUCAGGAUAUCUUUCAGCACUUGGACAAAGCAGUUAAGCAGAAACAACGUUCUCAGCCAAUUUCCUCUCCAGUCAUCCUCCAGUUUGGCCAUGCAGAGACCCUUCUUCCACUGCUUUCUCUCAUGGGCUACUUCAAAGACAAGGAACCCCUAACAGCUUACAAUUACAAAGAGCAGAUGCAUCGGAAGUUCCGAAGUGGUCACAUUGUACCCUAUGCUUCAAACCUGAUAUUUGUGCUUUACCAUUGUAAAAAUGCUAAGACUCCUAAAGAAGAAUUCCGAGUGCAGAUGUUACUGAAUGAAAAAGUGUUACCAUUGGCUCACUCACAAGAAACUGUUUCUUUGUAUGAAGAUCUGAAGAACCACUAUAAGGACAUCCUUCAGAGUUGUCAUACCAGUGAAGAAUGUAAACUACCAAAGGUGAACACAUCUGAUGAGCUAUGAGUAACUGCCAAACAUUUUUAAUUCAUCAGCAAUCUCCAGGGAGUGAUUCCAUGCUUGGAAUAGGUGGGCAGUCCCUGGGUACAGAAAGCUUUAACAUUUCUUGAGUAUUUCUGUUUAUUCAAAGAAAAAUGUUUCUUUUUGAGUCUGGACAUGGGUGUGUAAGAAAUGAUUCUUCACUGAAGCAGCUCUCUUAUGGGAAAUCUAUUCAGAGAUAACUGGCACUACAUAUGUUUACAGAAAUCAAAUUCUUCCUCUUUAUGUAAGAAAUCUCACACUGAGAUGGAACAUGAUUUGAAAAUGAUAAACAGAAGUUUUGAAGUAACAAAAUAUUUUGUCAGUUGGACAGUCCAUAACUUGACUGGACUAAGUCUCGGAACUUUACGAGUUGUGCUGCCAUUCUUUCUUUUUUCCUCAGGUAGCAUAGUUCUAGUAUUAUCUUCUUAAUCAGAGCUAUUAUGAUUCACUGGGAGUAUCUCUUUGGAAGAAAUUAACAUCUCUAGUUGAGAAUUUGAAACAAUAUUAAGAAACAGUAAAAUUUAAAAGAACACCUUCACUGAAGGAAGACAAAGUAUAAUAAAAUAUCUUUGUUAAGAGUAUUUAUAAAGUAUUUGAACACAAUUUCAAUAAUUCCUUUUAACCUCUUAGUAAGUCUUGAAAGGCCGUGAUUUAAUUAUUAUCAUACCUGUUUCACAUAUAUAACUGGAAGAACAGAGAGGACCAUUAGCAACAAGACAGAAGAAUAGAAUCAAACUUAAAUCCAUUGCUUUAUGUGUUUUUUUGUUUUUUUUUUUUACUUUAUAUGUUUUUAAAAAUUGUCACUUUGCUAGUAUUUGUAUAUUUUGCUGUUAUGUGAGAUAUAUCUUUUGAGGUUUAA